CCCUGAUGUCACAAUAUGGAGCUGGACCAUGAUUGGGCCACAGCCUCCUCCAGCUCUGCUGUUCUUUUGGUCAUGGGAACAAGAUGGACUUGCCCUGGCCCUUCCCUCCUUGUGCUCUUCUGUUGUGCCGUGGCUCAGGGUGACCAGGACUCAGACCAGCUCUACAAUGAGACUAUGGCAAAGGCCUUCCUGCAGUUUUACGACCGAACAGCCCAGGUUGUAUGGAACCAGUUCAUGGCGGCCGCCUGGAACUAUGUCACCAACAUCACAAAGAAAAAUCAAGAGGAGAUGCUGUACAAGGACGUGGAGAAGUCCCAGCACACACUGUACUUUGGCACGCGGGCCCGCAUGUUUAAGAUCGCCAACUUCCAGGACUCGGACGUGAAGCGCAUGCUGAGUAAGCUGCUGAACAUAGACAAGGCGGCCCUGCCCAAGGAGGAGCUCCGGGAGUACAACGAGAUUCUGGCCUACAUGGAGACCACGUACAGCAUGGCCCAGGUCUGCCUGAAUGAGGGGCCCUGCCUGCCCCUGGAGCCUGACCUCGAAGAAGUCAUGGCCACCUCCCGAGACCAGAAGGAGCUGCUGUGGGCCUGGCAGGGCUGGCGGGAUGCCGUGGGUCGCCAGCUCCGCAUGACCUUUGAGCGCUACGUGCAGCUCAGCAACAAGGCUGCGAGGCUCAAUGGUUACCAAGACAUGGGGGCCUUGUGGAGGUCCAAGUACGAGUCCGACACGCUGCAGGAAGACCUGGAGCAGCUGUUCCAGGAGCUGCAGCCGCUCUACCUGAACCUGCAUGCCUACGUGCGCAGGGCCCUCUACCGCUUCUAUGGGCCCGAGCUCAUCGACCUGAGGGGGCCCAUCCCCGCCCACGUCCUGGGGAACAUGUGGGCUCAGUCCUGGGUCAACAUCUUAGACCUGGCCCUGCCCUUCCCGGAGAAGCCCCCCGAGGACAUCACGAAGAUCAUGCAAGGCCAGCACUGGAAGCCCGAGAAAAUGUUCCAAGAGGCUGAAAAAUUCUUCACCUCCAUGGGGCUGCUUUCCACCCCUCCUGAGUUCUGGAAAAACUCCAUGAUGGAAAGGCCAACUGAUGGGCGGGAGGUGGAGUGCCACGCGUCCGCCUGGGACUUCUACAAUGGGAAGGACUUCAGGAUAAAGAAGUGCACCGAAGUGACCAUAGAAGACCUGCUGUCCAUCUUCCACCAGAUGGGCCACAUCCAGUACUUCCUGCAAUACAAGAACCUCUCGGUGAUCUUCCGCGCAGGCGCCAACCCAGCCUUCGAGGAGGCCGUGGGGUCGGUGGUCACCCUCUCAGCCUCCUCCCACAAGCACCUGCUCAACAGAGGCCUGCUCAGCCAAGAGCACCAGGACAAAGAGGAGGAGGUCAAUUUCCUGAUGAGCAUUGCCCUGGAGAAGAUCGCCUUCAUCCCCUUUGCCUACCUGAUGGACCUGUUUCGCUGGAAGGUCUUUGACGGCACCAUCGAGAAGGACGUGUACAACCAGGAGUGGUGGAACCUCAGGUUGAAGUACCAGGGCCUGUGCCCUCCCAUCCCUCGGACAGAGGAGGACUUUGAUCCAGGCGCCAAGUUCCACAUCUCUGCCAGCUUGCCCUACAUACGGUACUUUCUCAGCCUCGUGCUCCAAUUCCAGUUCCAUGAAGCACUCUGCAAGGCCUCGGGCCACAUGGGGCCGCUGCACCGCUGUGACAUCUAUAACUCCAAGGAGGCUGGGAAGCUCUUGGAGGGUGUCCUGAAGCUGGGCUCGAGCAAGCCCUGGCCAGAGGUCCUGGAGAAGAUGACCGGGGAGACCAAGGUGUCCACAAAGGCCCUCAUGACCUACUUCAAGCCCCUGCUGAACUGGCUGGUCACUGAGAACGUGCGGCAGGGGGAGAUACUGGGCUGGCCAGACUUCAGCUGUUCCUUUGAAGAAAGAGAAACAAGCAGGGCAGCAUUCCUGGGGAUGGAGCUGAACUCUGACCAGGUCAAAUCCUGGCAGUGGAUGUUGCUGGCCCUGAGCUUUGUCAUGUUACUGGCAGUCCUGCUGCUGGGCCGCAGGCUGUACACCAUGGAAAAAAGCUCACUGACCCAAGACACCAGUACACAAGACACCUGGUCACAGAGCACCCGGUCACAGAGCCCCAGAUCACAGGAUGCCAGUGCCAUCAAGCCAGCAUCGAAAACCUACUUUCUGGGCAUAGCGAUGGAGCCCCACCAAGUUGUCAAGAGACAGUGGAUGCUGCUGGGCCUCUGCCUCCUCCUGAUGCUGUGCUCCAUUGGCCUCAUCAUUCGGAUUUUCACACAGCACAACAGGAAACCUCCGUGGAUGAGAGAUGAAUGGGGGAGCUGGGACUAGACACCACUGCAACUGCCAGCCUAUCCCCCCCGACAUGGGGCCAGCCAGGACAACUCAGCCGCCCCCCCCCCCCCAGGAGGCCACACUUGCAGCCCUCCCAUUCCCCAGCCACAGUGGCCAACGAGAUCCACAUCAGGCACUGUGGCUCUGCAUGGCAAAGGUACAACCAGCCCAGGACUCCAAGCCUCUCACCUGGACUCCAGCAAAACUCUCACUGAGCCUCCUUGUCCGCCUCCCUCCCCCACCCGCCUUUGUAAAGUUUCUUUCUUUGGACCUCCACUGUAAAGUUUCUUUCACUGGAAUAUUUCCUUCAUGUCUAACUACUUAACAACUUGGUUGUCCAUCAGUUAAAUCUAGAUGUGCAAAAUGGCAUCUGAGGGUCUUUAUCAUUUAUCCCACCUCCCAGCUCAGCCCCUUGCACUGAUUCCAUCAUCGGCCUUUGCCUAAGCUGCAUGCCCUAUUGAGUGCUUGCCCUCCAAGGAUGGCUCCAAACUGGCUGUUGGACCCUCUGCAAAGCUUCAAGCUCACCAAGAUGCUCAGUGAACAGUGGUCUCCUCCCACUCCUCUCCAAGAAGGCUCUUUCAGUAAACCUCAGCCCAUCCCCAUCUGCU
Bubalus bubalis (water buffalo) is the source of this 2957-nucleotide messenger RNA. RefSeq names its product angiotensin-converting enzyme-like protein Ace3. The coding region runs from base 16 to 2346 and encodes 776 amino acids. The record is from RefSeq and is a predicted model, not a curated record. Gene Ontology annotation, cellular component: plasma membrane. Gene Ontology annotation, molecular function: metallopeptidase activity; peptidyl-dipeptidase activity. Lineage: Eukaryota; Metazoa; Chordata; Mammalia; Artiodactyla; Bovidae. The transcript has 15 exons. Gene Ontology annotation, biological process: proteolysis.